Molecule: messenger RNA, 1665 nt
Organism: Ceratina calcarata
Lineage: Eukaryota; Metazoa; Arthropoda; Insecta; Hymenoptera; Apidae
Gene: Fnta
Product: farnesyl transferase alpha
Exons: 5
Coding region: 380-1381 (333 amino acids)
Biological process (GO): protein geranylgeranylation; protein farnesylation
Cellular component (GO): protein farnesyltransferase complex; CAAX-protein geranylgeranyltransferase complex; cytoplasm
Molecular function (GO): CAAX-protein geranylgeranyltransferase activity; protein farnesyltransferase activity
Source: RefSeq, a predicted model, not a curated record
CUUCGUGUCAAACGAAAAACAAUUUUUGAUGCUCUCUAGAAUAUAUUGCUACAUAAAAAACAAAACACUCGCCGAUGCACAAAAUGAUCUAUAUAAAAGUGUAGAAUUUUUUGAGUCAUUUCACUUCUCGGUGGUCAUUUCGAAGUAUAUGUCAAAGCGGACGACCAUUUGACAGUGGCAGAGAGAAAAUGAGAGUGCUCACGCCUGGGUUUUUCGUAAGUCUAUGAUCUGCGCAAUAAAUGCAAAGAUGCCAGAUUGAGGACGGCAGCCACCGAAAAUCAGCCCCUCCACUUAGAGCGAUAAGCCAAAUUCAUGAUAGGAGCUGAGUUGUAGUGUAGAUUUUCAUUUUUAUACGAUAUUUAAGUAUCGGUUAUAAACAAUGACAGAAAGUUCAGACGAGGGAUUCAACGGUGGAGAUAGUUGUGAAAAAUUGUGUUGGGUAUUGUACAAAGAUCGUGAGGAGUGGAAAGACGUGAUUCCUGUGCCUCAGGAUGAUCUUCCUAAUCCUAUCGUUUCAAUUGCAUACUCUGAAAGAUUUAAGGACUCGUAUGAUUAUUUCCGAGCUAUUCUAAAAUCUGGUGAAAAGUCAGAGCGUGCAUUGACAUUAACAAAAGAUUGCAUUUGGCUCAAUCCUGCUAAUUAUACUGUAUGGCAAUAUAGAAGAGAAAUACUUAGAGCCCUUGGCAAAGACUUACAAGAAGAAUUGAAAACUACUAACAAAUUGAUAGAGUAUCAUCCCAAAAGUUAUCAAGCUUGGCAUCAUAGGAAAGUUAUUGUUGAAUUGUUGCAAGACGCAAGUGGAGAAUUAGAAUUUACAGAGAACAUUUUAAAAAAUGAUGCAAAGAAUUAUCAUGUCUGGCAACACCGUCAAUGGUGUAUAAAAACCUUUGGGUUAUUUGACAAAGAAUUGGAGUACACAGAAUAUUUAUUGAAUGAUGAUAUUCGCAAUAAUUCCGCUUGGAAUCAACGUUAUUUCGUAAUAAAUAAUACAACAACAUUUGUGUCCAGUGUUAUUGAUAGAGAAAUUGAUUUUGCUUUGGAUAAAAUAGAAUUAGUUAAAGGCAAUGAAUGUGCUUGGAAUUACCUCAGAGGUGUUCUGCAGCAGGAUAGCAGUGGUUUGGCCUAUGAAAAAGUAAGAACGAAGUGUGAGGAACUGUACGAGGCUGGUUAUCGUACCAGUCAUUUACUGGCCUGUAUUAUAGACAUUUGUCAAGACAGACCAAUAGCAGAUGAGUCGCCAGAUUCAAUAUUUCAUAUUGAGAAUGCUAUAAAGUUGUGUAAAGAAUUAUCUGUGAAGCAUGAUACCAUAAGGAGGAGGUACUGGGAUUUCAUUGGUCAACAGUUAUCUGAAAAAUUGAAGUCAGAGUCUAUAAGUACGUAAUUUAUUAAGAAUUUUUAUAAAAAUUCGGUCUUAAUUAUCUUUAUACUUUGAAAAAUGUGUCAUGUAUUUCUAUAUUGAAAUGAUGGUGAAUACCGAUAUAAAAUAAAUUGUUCAUAAAGUUUGAUAAUGCAUUUUAGUUAAUAUUAUUAUUACUUUAUAUAAGGAGUUAGUAAUUGGGAAAUUUUAUAAGAUACGUAUGCAAUAUUUUUAAGCAUGGUAAAAGAUUCAAUAAAUUGUGUAAUUAUGAAUGGGAAAAAUAAAGUGUUGAAGACUACUACAAAAUA